Molecule: messenger RNA, 2817 nt
Organism: Aspergillus steynii IBT 23096
Lineage: Eukaryota; Fungi; Ascomycota; Eurotiomycetes; Eurotiales; Aspergillaceae
Product: P-loop containing nucleoside triphosphate hydrolase protein
Exons: 14
Coding region: 1-2817 (938 amino acids)
Biological process (GO): transmembrane transport
Cellular component (GO): membrane
Molecular function (GO): ABC-type transporter activity; ATP hydrolysis activity; ATP binding
Source: RefSeq, a predicted model, not a curated record
AUGUUGGGAUAUGUAUACAUGGUGCUUUACACUUUCGCUGCCUCUGAGAUCGCAUACAGCCUUCGUUUGAAGUACACAAGUGUGAUUCUUCGACAGGACGUGUCAAAGCUAGAUGAUAUCAACGCAGCCAGCGCUAGAAUUGGGGGCCAAGGAAUCCAAGAGAUCCAGAGGAUAGAAGUUGGCCUCGGAGAGCAGUUAGGAACAACCAUGCAACUCAUGUCGGUUGUUCUGUCGGGUUUCAUCAUCGCCGUCGUUGCCCAGUGGAAACUUGCGCUAGUUGUAUCUACUAUGAUUCCAGCGACUUUAUUCACGAUUGCGCUAACUGUCAUUGUCGACCUGCGUUGGGAGAAGAAAAUCCAACAUUUGUACACGCAGACGACAGACGCUGCGAAAGCCGCCCUUACCAAUAUCCGAGAUAUUUUUGCCUCCACGGCUGAAUCACAUAUUCUGGUUCAUUAUGACAGGCUACUUGAGCAAGCUAUGAGAUAUGGUCUCAAAAAGGCUCCAGCGGUGGGUCUGCAAUACUCGUUCGAGAUGUUCUUCGUUACGAUUGGAUACACACUGAGCUUUUGGUAUGGAACCAAGUUGCAUUCCGAGGAUGAUGUACCUAUCGGUAGUAUUGUGACGCGCGCAAUCAUCAAUAACCCCCCAAUCUUAAUCCUCGACGAAGCGACAGCUGGCUUGGAUGUGCAUGCAGAAGUCGCGGUCGAAGCUGCUCUUGAUCGUGCGUCUCUGGGUAAAACCGUCAUAAAUAUCACCCAUAAACCCCGACAAGCCAAAAAGGCCGACCACAUGAUUGUUUUGACAUCGCAUGGGGUAAGCCAUCAAGGAUCUCCGGAUGAAAUAAGAAGAAACAAACCCGUAUUCUUUCUACUGGAUGAGGAUUCCAAAGGCUUGUUUGAAAACAGCAGCGCGCAUGGUAAUUCAAUAGAACCAGCACCGGAGCCAAAAUCGGUCCCAAUUGGCUCACAGCACUUCGAACCCGGAGACUCCAUUGCCUUGUUAGGCGUGGUGGUGAAGUACUCGCUGUUACGAUCCAUCGCAAUCAUUAUGUAUGACCAAAAGAACCACUGGCGAUGGAUGCUGGCCCUCUUGAUCCCUUGCAUACUUGGUGGUCUUACCUUUGGUGCGGAAGCCAUCAUUUUUGGGAAAAUUGUCCGUGUUUUUUUGCUGCCUGUCGCCCAGGUCCAUAGUGCAGCUCGCUUCUGGGCAUACAUGUUUCUUGUCGUUGCAAUUGCGACGUUUCUGAUCUUCGUCGCCAUCGGUCAUAAUGGCACGAUUUUGAAUUAUAAACUCAGCAGGGAGCAUCGCCUUCAGUACCUCCAAAAUAUCAUGCUACAGAAAAUUGAAUUCUUUGAUUUACCACGCAACUCGCCCGGGGUCCUAGCGGAGAAACUACUGCAACACCCAAAUGAAAUUGAGGACCUUCUAGGGCGCAAUAUUCCCGUCAUUGCCAUCAUGCUUGUGACUGUGAUUAGCUGCUCUAUCCUGAGUCUUGUGACAGGUUGGAAGUUCGGCUUGGUUGCUGUCUUCGGCUGCCUUGGUCCCAUAUGUCUCGCAGGACUUGUCAGGAUCCAGCUAGAAUAUGUCAUCGAACACCGGACACAUGAGCUAUAUUACGAGAGUGCGGGUUUUGUAUCCGAGUUUCUGCACUCAAUGCGAACGGUGACCUCACUUUGUCUGCAACACACGCUCUUGUCUGAGUAUCGCGAGUUGCUCAGCAGGCCUUUGCGCGAAACGCGAACGAAGGCGUUGAUAUCUUUGUCAUUUCUGGCACUGGCGGACUCAUUACAGCUCUGUGGUCUAGCCCUCUUGCUUUGGUACGGCGGAACACUGGUUGCAAGUCGCCAGUAUACCCUCGAGGCGUUUUUCACCAUUGCAUCUAGCAUGUUCUUCGCAGUACAGGCAAUCACGAAAUUCUUUGGGUUUGCAUACAAUGCAUCUAAUGAGGCGAAGAAAGAACUGGCAGUUUCCUUCCAGGAAGUCCAUUUCCGAUAUCCGACUCGUGAGUUGCCGAUCCUAAACGGCUUGAAUGUAGACGUGAGUAGCCCAUUGCGGAAAAGAUCAGGAGCGGGCAAAAAGUCGCUUUUGUUGGGCCUUCUGGCUGUGGAAAAGUUCUACGAGCCAUCUUCGGGAAACAUUUACUUCCACGGUCAGCGCUCAGUCGAAUUGGCAAUAGGGGACAUGCGACGGCGCACAGCGCUUGUUCCUCAAGGGCCUUGGCUUUAUCGCGGUAGUUAUACGAGAAAUUGUAGUUCGAUUCGUGAAAAUCUCUGUCUAGGCCUGGAUCGAAAUGUCACUGACACGGAGAUCGUUGGCGCCUGUCAAGCUGCUGUAACCCAUGACUUCGUAUCAUCAUUGCCACAAGGGCUUGAAACACAGUGCGGAGAAAGUGGUGGGAUGAAAUUCUCCGGUGGUCAACGGCAGCGCCUCCUGAUUGCCCGGGCCCUACUCCGGAGGGCAUCCUUACUUCUUCUCGAUGAAUGCACAUCCGCACUCGAUGGCCCGACCGAGAAACUUGUAGCACAUGCGUUGCAGCACAUUCCCCACGAAGUCACCGUUAUUGCCGUAGCCCAUCGUUUGUCGACCAUUCGCAAUUUUGAUGUGAUUUUCGUGUUGGACCAUGGAUGCGUCGUGGAGCAAGGGUCGUACGAUGAGCUGAUGAGACUCCGUGCGCGGUUCUACAACAUGCAUAUAUCAAGAACAGACACCGAAGACAUUCGACAAGUCCAAAGCAAAUGGGAAGAAACUCCAGAAACACCUUCGCUGGUGGAAAAUGACGAUGAAAAUGCACAAGAAAAGAAUAACACCGGAUAG